AUGUACAUCCUGCAGAAAGUUCAGACUAAAAAAGAAAAGAAAAUAAAACAAGACAUCAAAGACAUCGGCACAGAUCCUAUUUCCAGGAUGCUUUUGGUUUUCCCACAGACCAAGACCUACUUCUCCCACUGGAAGGACCUGAGUCCCGGCUCUGCUCUGGUGAAGAAGCACAGAGCCACAGUGAUGGGUGGAGUAGCUGACGCUGUGGCUAAAAUCGRUAACCUGACCACAGGUCUGCUCAGCCUCAGUGAGCUGCAUGCCUUCACUCUGAAAGUGGACCCGGCAAACUUUAAGCUGGACUUAUAUUUAUCUGCUCUCUCCCACAACAUCCAACAUGUGGUUUUGGCCAUCAUGUUCCCCAGAGACUUCACCCCCGAGGUCCACGUGGCCAUGGACAAGUUCCUGUCCGCUGUGGCUCUGGCUCUGUCCAAGAAGUACAGAUGA
Messenger RNA from Poecilia reticulata (guppy), 444 nucleotides. NCBI's taxonomy places the organism in Eukaryota, Metazoa, Chordata, Actinopteri, Cyprinodontiformes, Poeciliidae. The record is from RefSeq and is a predicted model, not a curated record.